AUGGAUUCUGAUUCGAUUCGCAACGCUUCGAUCCCUAUGGUGGCUUCUAACGCCAGAGAUUUCGCCAAGAAAAAGCGGACGAAUAGGUCGGCCAAAUUGAAGCAAUGCAAGCUUGAUGCUCGUCGUGAGCAGUGGCUUUCUCAAGUGAAGAGUAAGGGAGAUAACGAAAAAUCGAGCGGUUGUGGAGGGAAUCGUUCACUGCUGGUUCAGGUGGGAAAGGAGAGGGGCCGAUCCGUGGAGAAUUUGGAGAUUAAUCCUAUAGGUGAAGAGAAUUACGGGUCGAUGAACCCUUACAGUGAUUCAGAGUCGCCCUCGAACAGUCCCACCAGUCACACCAGUAGUGCCUCAGGAGGUAAUGAUUCUGGGUCCAGUUUUACUGGGAGCGGUAGGAAUAGCAGCAGCAGCAGUGGAGGGUGUUGUUCAGGAAGCAUAACAGAAGAAGAAGAAGGUGAUGAUGGGUGCUUGGAUGAUUGGGAGGCUGUUGCGGACGCUUUAGCCGCCACUGAUGACGUGCAAAAACAGCACACUCCUAAUUUUAAUUCAGAGGUGCUUCCCAAGCAUGAGAAUGAAAAUGUUACCCGAUCGGAUUCUCCAUUGCCAAAAUUUAACGACCGGCCUGCUUCACAUAUUGAUAUUUCGAAGCCAAAGCCAGAUUGUGUAAGAAUCAUGCAGAGAGCUCCGGCAAAUUGUAGGGCUUGGAGACCAGAUGAUGCUUUUCGUCCUCAGAGUCUGCCCAAUUUAUCGAAGCAGCACAGUUUCCCCUUGAAUUCUGACCGGCAUUAUCGUCAUGGAAGAAAUCCAUGGGGCUUUGCCUUUUCUGCCACAAGAGGAUUCUCGAGCAGGAUGCACGAUGUCCAGGUUGUAGGAAGCAGUAUAAAUGUGAUUCUUUAGAGGGAGAAGCAUCCUUGGAUGGAGGCAGCCUGACAAUUCGGUUAGCUCGUUCUUGCAGCAUGAUCACGAGGUCUUAGGAAGAGUAUCUGUGUUCCUUGAAUAUAUUUGUUGGGUCGCUUAUUUUGGUUCUUGCGUGUUUGCUUACCACUAGUCUCCAAUUUUCGUAGUAAUAAAUUUCAUGUAGGUAUUGUCAUUUUGAAGCAUAGACUGCCAAGUGUUAUUAGGCUGGUUCUCUUAUGACUUUGCUUUGGUCCAUCUAUGUACAGUGCAUGUGCUGAGAUAGAGGACUUGUUGCUUUGUGAAUAGAUAAAGUGCUGUAGAAAGUGAAUACAUCAAAUUCAUUGCAAUAUGAUUUUC
Messenger RNA from Ilex paraguariensis (yerba mate), 1248 nucleotides. The record is from the annotation of a GenBank genome assembly. Lineage: Eukaryota; Viridiplantae; Streptophyta; Magnoliopsida; Aquifoliales; Aquifoliaceae.